UGUCGGCUUAAAAGCGACUCUGGCGGCUCUCACGUUUCCCUGCCCCGCUCGCGUUACACUGCCGGACACUGUUACCGGUAUAAAUUCCGAGUCGUAGAUCUGUUUCAGGAGCUGUCCAUCCACAACGCGCUCCCUCUCAUUACCUUAAAACAUCGGAGGCAUUUUUUUUUUUUACCUGAACAAAGUCUAGUCUGAUCGCCGUACCAGGUGCAAGUCUCCCAACUGUCCGUUCUCAUCAGACAUAUUGGAGUUGUUCCGACUGGACAGGGUUCCGUCACCGCGGCCACUUUCAGCAACCCCCGCUGCGCCUAAACGGACAUAAGCUGCGCUCGACUACUGACGGACAACAUGCAAGCACCGCCGCUGCCAGGCUCACUGGCUAUGCUGGACCCCGCAGGACAAUUUUCAAAGAGGAAGAGGACUGCUUUAUGGUUCACGGUUUCUCUCCUGGUGCUCUCUUUUGUCAUUUUAGUGGUGGGUGUGACUUCUGCCACACGUACAGGGAAUGUUGCAGUUGCUGGAUAUUACCCAGGGAUCAUUCUCAGCUUUGGAUCAUUUCUUGGAGUUGUUGGCAUAAAUCUAGUUGAGAACAGGAGACCAAUGCUUGUGGCUUCAAUUGUCUUCAUCAGCAUUGGGGUGAUAGCGGCAUUCUUCUGUGCUAUUGUGGAUGGGGUAAUUGCUGCAGAGUAUAUUGACCCAAGGCCUCUGUCUGAAGGGAGGUGUAAAUUUUAUGCUGGAAGUUUGGAGUAUUCCUAUGAAAACUACUACACUAAGGUCACGUGUUACAACCAAAGCACUGCCUGUCAGAUGAAGGUCAGAAGUAACACUUGCUACUGCUGUGACCUCUACAAUUGUGACAAUCCUGAGCAUUUCACUGAGUUCUACGAAUUCACGGCUGUUAAGAGGUGCAUGGAUGUCACCCAUCUUUACCGUCUGCUUUGGGCUUCUGUUGUGCUAAACAUUCUUAGCCUCUUCCUAGGGAUCGUCACAGCUGCUAUUCUAGGAGCUUUCAAAGACAUGGCAGCCUCUUCUCAGCUUCUUUUUAGCCAAGCACCACCUCCUCACAUUCUCUACAACCCUGCCCAACAGAUGAUGACCUACACUGGCUUUUGUGCACCUACCCAAGCUCUCCCGGCAUACCCAAACUACUCACUGCCACACCAGCAUCAUACUCCUUUGCAAGCACCAUCGCCAACUGAAAGUUCUGCUGUAGAUGACCAUCAGCCAAUUCCCCAGUCUUCUUCUGGUUGUCCUCUUUCUCCUAAUGCCCCCACACUGAUUACACAAGCAUACAACCAAGCAGACAAGCCACCGCCUUAUGCUUCUUGACUUUAACACCCAGGACACUAGUUUGGCUUAAUAAAAAGUACAUCUAAGGUGUGUUGUGAUUAUUUCACUUCUCAUGCAUUCAAAUACCCACUUGAUGUUUAUAUGCUGUUUCAGUUAAUAACUUCAGCCAAGGAGUUUCUCUUUCUGAAAUUCUGUUAAAUAACUAAAUAAUUUCAGUAUUCUAGUAAUCAGUGAAUUAUGAUAAGUGUCAGCACAAAAGCAAAUUAAGCACAGUUAUUCAGCAAAUUGUUUUUCUACCAUUAUACUGUAUCAUCAAAAGAAAAAAUAGAAGUGUUUCUCAUAUGUGUGAUUUACUGUAGCUUCUUAAGUGUUUUGUUUAAUGCAUCCAGUUAUUUUCAGUACAUUUUUAUUUACAGAGAAGUGACAGAAUGAUGCUUAAAAGACUACAUUGCUUUCGGUUUUGAAUUAUAAAAGUAAACUUUGUACUGCAUAUACCAUAUAGGAAAGUACAAACAAGUAGUGAGGAGGAUCUUAGAUAUCAGAUCUGAAGAAUGUAAUACAUAUAAAUAUCAUAUUCUUUGUGCGUGUGUAUGUAAAUAUAUAUUUAUGUUCAUCAGUACCAGCUCUGUCCAUUUUAGGGUCAUGGAGUUUGGAGGCUAUCCCAUCAUGUUAGGUACAAGGCAAGAACAAAUCCUGGGCUGGGUGCUAGUCCAUUGCAGGGCACAGUCAUGCAUGCAUCCCCACACUCACUCAUAAAGACCAAUUCAUAGGACGUGGUAGAACUAAUGGAGGAGCCACAGAAAAAACCCACAAAAACAAACCACCACAUAAACUGUGAGCUAGAAUUCAGACUAAUCAUGCUUGUUUCAUAUGCUGUGUAUUUUUUAGAAUAUUACUGAAAUUAAAGGUAUUCAGAUCUUAAUGUAAAUUUUAAUAGCCCAAAAAGACUCCCAAAGUGAAAAUCAACAUCAAAUGCUGAUAUGAUCUCACGUCAGAUGGACUGUACAUGUUUGUAUUAAAUGUUUCUUUAUCAUGUUUCCAACUAUAUUUUAUAUAUUUGUUGGGUAUUGUACAUACCUUACAUUGCUUGCAAUAUUAUUUAUCUGCUGAUGAAUUCACACAGUAUGUAAAAAUUCUGCUGUGUUAGUGUAUAACAUAUCAUCCACAGCUCUAUUUCACAAGUCUGCAGAUUUACAUUGAAAAUCAUAAAACUGAAUAUGGCAGCUGAUGACUGACCUUAAAAAUGUUUUUUUUUUUUCAUUCUAGUUACUUUGUUUGGUAUAAUGUGUUAGUGCUCUGAUUUUCAGGUUCUGAGCUGUGGUCCUCAAGUGCCUUUGCAUGCUUCUUUGCACACUUAAUUGGAAGUUUCUGCCUUCUGCCUUGUACUUACCACACUGAGUCUCCCCGUGACCUUGAACUAAAUGAAAAAAUAAUGUUACACAAUGAAGAUGUUUUACAUACGUGUAAGUGUAGCUCUGCGAAAACAUAAUUAGAUAAAAAUCUUAUAUCAAAAGAAAAAAAAUAAGCACAUCUAAUGUUGUAAUGGUCAUAGAAAUUUUCUUAGAGAGUCUCCAAAUUUCCAAAACAUCAAAAUAUUAUAUAUUAAGUAUCACUGAAUCACAUUGUUUUCCAGUACACUUUUAAUUUGGAGGCUUUAAUCUUUAAGGCAAAUGGAAUCUCAAAAAUAAACUUACCACACAGACUGUUAAUUCAAAAGAAGCACUUGUGCUUACAAGUUAAUGCACCUUAUCUUUGUACAACUUGUGACUUGCAAAACAGGUUUUACUAAAAAAAAUAAAUUAGUAAUGAAGUAAGAUUAUUUUGUAUAAAUGCAAAUGAAAAUUAUUGUUAAUUCCUGCAAUUUAAGCAUAUUCUCAUUUCUGGCUCACAUAAAAUUGAGAUUUCAGCACUGUCUUUCAAAGAUAAAACUAGGCAAUAAGCACAGAUUAAAGGGAAUUGUUACCGGAACAAGCUUCUAAAAUGCAUUCUUUAAAAAUUCAGUAAUGUUUGGCAGCCCUUUAUCAGCAUCAUCCUCAACUAACACAGCUUCAGCUAAGACACGAUCAUACUAGCUUUACUCUCUCUAUCCAGAUUUCUGGCUUUCUUUUUCUAUUGCUUAUAUGUGCUCUAGAGAAAAAGUCUGAAUAGGACUAAUGUGAUGUCCUAGAAUUUAUGUCUGUAUUAAAAUGUAUGUAGAAUUAUACUUAGAUUUUCUGAAACUUGUUUAAAAUUUUAAAAACACAUUUUUAAAUAUUAG
Messenger RNA from Polypterus senegalus (gray bichir), 3547 nucleotides. RefSeq names its product transmembrane protein 255B. The record is from RefSeq and is a predicted model, not a curated record. Bases 349 to 1329 code for a protein of 326 amino acids. The transcript has 9 exons. NCBI's taxonomy places the organism in Eukaryota, Metazoa, Chordata, Cladistia, Polypteriformes, Polypteridae.